AUGAAAAAAGGAGGCUAAAACCUUACUUUAAGUGAAAAGGCGAUAUGUUCAUUAUCUGCUGGAUUUAUAGCUUCUAUAAUAGGGAAUCCAGCAGAUUUGGCUUUAGUGCGUUUUUAGGGAGAUACAAUAUUACCUUUUGAUUAAAGGAGAAAUUAUAAAAAUGUGUUCGAUGCCUUAUUUAGAAUAGUAAAUGAAGAGGGAAUUUUAGCACUCUGGAAAGGAUGCUCGCCUACUAUUAUGAGAGCCCUUACCAUGAAUUUGGGAAUGCUUUCAACUUUUGAUGAAGUUAAAGAAAGAAUAAAUGCUUAUACAUAAACAAAUGAUAAGGCAAUUACAAAAAUUUUCGCGUCAGCUGUUUCGGGGGUGGUGGCGGCUUUUAUGAGUUUACCUUGUGAUAAUAUUAAAACUAAAUUAUAGAGAUAAAGACCGGAUGCUAAUGGAAAUCUCAUGUAUAGAGGGUUUAGUGAUUGUUUUACUAUUAGCGUUAGAAGAGAGGGAAUAACUGGAUUGUGGGUUGGGUUCCCUACUUUUAUUGCAAGGGUAGCUCCACAUGCGGCUAUAACGUUACUUGUUUAGGAUUAUUUAACUAGUUAUUUCUUGAAAAAGGAAUAAAUGAUGAAAAAAUAGUAAUAAUAAUGA
Ichthyophthirius multifiliis is the source of this 639-nucleotide messenger RNA. Its product is annotated as mitochondrial carrier protein, putative. The transcript has a single exon. Gene Ontology annotation, molecular function: oxoglutarate:malate antiporter activity. The record is from RefSeq and is a predicted model, not a curated record. Lineage: Eukaryota; Ciliophora; Oligohymenophorea; Hymenostomatida.